UUGGGAAAACAAACUGCAGACACCCUACGGUACUUCCUCACCCUGCAUCAGUUGAGUUUCCCCGCGGCUCCUUGUCAGCUUGCCGUGCGUAAUUGCUUAGAAAUCGAGUUGCGCCUCUUUUUUUCCCCAACUGUAGGAUUGCGCGCUGGUGGUUGCGCACAGUACCACCGGGAGCUACGGGCAACAUCUCCGGCCAGCACUACUUUGAUUUUUAUCAAAUGGGGGGAGCAGACUGCACCAGUGGGAGCCAAACGCCGACAGCUCUUUGAACAGGCAAGCCUUGAGGAGCCGUCAUGUUCUAGUGACAGACGGCGGUUUGAAGAGCAAGAAGAAAGUGCGCACAGUGACAAACAUGAGCGGCGGAGAAAUCCUCUUCCAAGGCUGGCUGAGAAAGUCACCACCGGAGAAAAAACUGAGGAGAUAUGUAAGUAGAGGAUCACUCUUUCCACUUUUCUCCAAGUUUAUCUUCAGAGUUAUUGAGUUUGGUUGUAACAUGGCAUUGUUCUCUCCCUGUCCAGCUCUGCUUUCUUGUUUUGUUCACUCUCCUCUCAGAUUAAAGGUGUCAAUCUCAUUUAUUUUAAGUCCCAAUGUAGCAGGUGCACCUACUCCACUCUGGACGUCUCUCUUUGUAAGACCUAAGCAUGGCAUCAUUUGUAAAUAACAGUCUGUAGAUGUAGAUUUGACACCACAUGGAGUCACCAGAUUUUACAUAGUAGGCCACCUACUAUAGGCUCCUAUGACAACAUGGAGGUAAGCCUUUGUAAUACCAAACAGCUGUCUACAGUUUGACUUAAGAGCUCACUGACUCAAACUGUUUUUCUGCUUCAUCUCAUUAGGAUGAGGUAAUGUCUAAUCAGAUAUUGAUUUUCUCAGUUUUCAUCAGGGCCUAGCCAACUCGAGCGACGUGUCCCCAACAUUUGAGAGUCAUGAUGAGGUUUUAGAGGACUGAGCUCUUAGUCUCUAGUUGGGUGCCGGGUAGGGGACUGGCUGUAAAUCAGAUAAUAGGAUUUAUUGAGGCAGAUACAAUGAGACAAUCUCCUAUAAAUACAGCUGUCCGCUGUUUAUGUAUGGUGUUGCAUUACCAGGCCUCUCCAUGUUCCUACUAGCUGACUUUGCCAUGAUGUCAUCCCUGUGUUUCAUCUGGAAAUCCAUCCUUGAAUGUCUUCAAAUGUACCCCCCCUUUGUCCUGUCAUUUCCUCAUUGUCUUCCACUUAAAGCCUGCUAAUGUUUACACAGAGACCACCAUGGUCAGUAUGGAACAGCAGCUGCAAUGGUACAGAGGAAAAAACUAGCCUGCUUCAUAGCUGUACUGUAUAAACAACAGGAGAAAGAAAAAAAAACCCUCAUGAGACAUAAUGGAGCUAACAUAAUGGCCUUCCUCAGGCAGCAGAGCAGGGAGCAGCCUCUCAGCCCUUCUCACCCCGUUUCUCACCCUGAGCACUAACCUGUAAACAAGUGCUUACAGUUCGUUCAGCCAGAAAACAGUGUCAUGAGAUGGAGCGUCCAGAACAGGCCGACUUGUUAAUGCGAUAAUCUGACCAUCUGAAAUUCCUUCCACUUAAAGCCGGGCUACGGACAAUCAGGGCUGUUUUCCCCUCAGUAUUGGUGUCACCUGACAGAGCUGAUGUCCUGAUGCAGAGGGAUAUUCUCAGAUACUACUGUCUGACAUUCCUGACUCAAGGUGUGUGUGUCACAAACAUAGCGCACGUUGGAUCGGUCAUUAGACUGGAAUGAAUUGAGGAGGUGUUGAUGGCAUGUGUUUGUCAGGGCAGCCGCUGACAAGUUAAAUGAUGCAAUAGUUCAGACUGUUGUGUGUGUUUUAGACGAUCAUUUGCAACAAUGAGAAUAUGUUUUAAUCCUGAGCAGCACUAAAACAACACAGCCUGUCAAUAUUCCACUACUUGAGCCAGAUGAGGCCUGUAUUUGUCAAUCAGUAGGUUUCUUUUUUUUUUGGUCAUUUUUGUUGAAACAAGUUCCCUCUGCUUGCAGCGUGUAACCCAGGAGGGGAGGCUCAGGACAGAGUAAAAACUGGUACUUCUACUGCACCUCUGGCAUGCAAAUCAUAUGCAAAAUUCGGGAGCAAAACACUCAUGGCAGUUGAAGCCUGGAUUCAGCCUGUAGUAAAAAAAAAAAAAAAACAGGAGACAACAUGUCUCCUCAAUAACAAGCACGACUAGUCCUGGUUCAGUGUUUGUUAAUUGUUGACAAAGGCUAUUAACUCUCCGCUGUGACUCACUCUACAACAGCUACUCUACUGCCCAGCAGACACAUGAUGAGCAUAAACUUUCUGUGCCCCCCCACUCUCCCCUCUCAGACAUGUGACAGCAGCACUGCAGGCAUGUGUAGUCACUUUUCACACAUGCUGCAUCCCCACAAGGAAAACAGCUCGGCUCUAAUGUCUCCGAGCUUCUAAAUGACUCACUCGGUUGGCUUUAUCUCUUCUCGGGGGCCGGUCGAGGCUCCAGAGGUGGGCAGUGGUUUAGGGGUAUGUGGGAGUGGCUUAGUUGCUUUUGUUGAACAAUGUCCAGAAUAAGCAGAAAGGAACAUGAAAACAACUGAGUAACCCCGCUCUCAUCCAGCACGGAUCUGUUUAGCUCGUUUUACUCAUCAGUCAGUGGUCGGACAAUAUGCUUCAUCACGCCCGAACAGUCUUUUGUUUGUAGCUGCUGCUCAGGCAACCACAUAUCACUCAUUAAAUCAGUAUACUGUUAAUUAAACAUUUGUUGACGGAGGAGUUUCCACCUUGACCCGCAGAGAAGAAAGGAUGACCUUUACGUUGCAAAGUUUUUCCAAUCCAGGUGUUGACAUAUGCGUAAAAACACGUCAUCUGAAGCAUCAUCUUGUGACGUGUUGUUCUGUUAACAAUUUAAUCCUCGGUCUCAGGUUGAGAUCAAGCUGCCCUUGGCUAAACCCUCCCAUCUACCCGUUGUUGUACCUGACAUCACAAACGUGUCUGUUCACAUACGGUAAAGCAUUGCCACAUUCCAGACAGAUCAUAUCAAGGUGAUAGCUGCUGCGGCGGCUGCUUCUGCUUCUGCCAGCGUCUGAGGGCUUCGCAUGUCGCCCCCAUGGAUGGUACACAAAAAGGAAGAGAGGUCGAGUUAGAGUUAGAGCUUCCAAAGCCGAGCAGAGCAGCCGCCGCCUGUGUUCCACUGUCAUCUGCAGGGUCUGCUGUUGUUUUGCAAAGGGGCUUUGGGAAGUCCUUGCCCUCAGAGGUCAACAGAGAACGCCUCCCAGUUCCUGCUUUGACAGACACCCAGCGCUCACACAGACAUUUUCCUUGUUCCACUUUAUCUGAGGGCCCUCAAACGAGAUUUUUCCCCCCAGAAGCUACAAAACCGGGUUGGCUUUCUGUGAACCCAGUCCUCAAGUUGGAUUACUUAAUCAUUUUAAGAUAUGCUCUCUGAAAGGGAUCUCUGUAACGGGCCUGAAGCAGAACCAGUGAAGUGCUGAGGUUUAUCUGAUAGUCGGACCUAUUAAUGGAUUGUUUUUUGUAGUGUUGUAUAUGCAUGGACGAGUUGACAUGUAAUGAAUGGGAUUUGUUGUUUGUUGGAAAUGUUGAGCUUGUAUUUUCUCUGUGGAAAUCUCACGCUGCUCUUCUUCUUUGAACCUUUACGUCAUGAUAUCCUGUCCUUUAGCCAUGGACUCUUGUUAAUCCUGUGUGUUUCCAGUACAAAACCUAAUUAUUGCACCAAUAGCAGAUGCCGGACUUCCUUUGGAUGGUACCUACAGGAAGUGCUGUGACAGAGGUCCCAUGAUGGGGACAGAAAUUAAAUUGGUCUGAGGGUAUAUGAAGCCAUUUAAAUCGAUCAAGACUCUAUCAGCUGAGCUCACUGUGCUGCUGUUCUGAGGGGGAUUAGAUCCCAUUGAUUUUUCCUCUUCGGUUUGGGCCAGAUGUGAUAAUCUGUGACUUAUUUCCGGGACUCUCAGACAGGCCUGGUGCUGAGAAUAAAAGUUUACAACAACAGGGACGCUUCUGCUACGAGAGAGGUGGACUGUUGACAAGGUCUGAGCACAGUCAUAUACUGGAAUUAUGCUACUAGGUCCUCUAUUGGCCGGAGGCUGACAUGUCAUAUGACCGUCAUUAGAUUAGAUUGUCUCUCUGAAGUCAAUGAGCUCUGCUGUCAUGACAUGAGUCAGUGGAAAUGCCUUUUGGCUCCAGGCAAAGACGUAAACAGAGAUGAUACAGAAGGAUUUAAACCAUGUUUCUAAUUGUCUUGGAUGUGUGUUUACUUACGUAGGUGGCACACAUGUUCCCUUUGAACAGUGACUUUGUUUACUCGACCAGGAUCAGCUCAGAAAGGAGGGAGAGAUUGAUUAGAAACUCUUAUUUAGGCUAAAAUGAGACAAAACACAUUAGUAUCUCAGAGUUUUGUUGUAUUUUUGAAGUUCAUUAAACAUUUGUUGAAAGUGCCAGCUAUGAAAGAGGAUUAGGGCCACAUGAAGAGAAAAACAAUAAUUACAGGAAAGGAGAUUAAAGUCGAAAUUUCGAGAUUAAAAAUUGAAAUUUCGUUUAUGAGAACAUGCCAGCGAGCUGUAGACCAUUAUAUCUGAUAUGUAGGUUUGUGUGAUUAAUCAAUUUUGAAAUGUCGUGAAUAAUGUCAAAAUGUUGAGAUUAAAAAAAUAAUAAUUUUGAGAUGAAAGUCGACAUGAAUAAAGUUAAAAUUUUGACCUCAAUCUCAAAAUUUAUUAAAAAAUCAUACAUCUAUUUGUAAAGGACAUGUAACAUGAUGUGAUGUGUUUCAAUAAAUAGAUUUAUAAUAAUAAAAAUAAUAAUAAUUCGAAAUUUUGACUUGAAUCUCAAAAUGGAAAUAAAAAAAAUCUCCCUCCUGUAAAUAUUUUUUUCUCUUCUUGUGGCCUUAACCCUCUUCCGUAGCCACCUCCUUCUUCUGCCUGUGAAUUUAUUAUAUAGUUUCGUAUUUAUAAGAAAAAACCAAAGGCCCACCCACACUUACUGUCAGCGCCUACUGAAUAAAUAACUAAUGUGUACAUUUAUUGUGAUUAUACUACACUUAAAAGAGAUUUAACAGUUAAAAAUGAUAUUUUAACCUGUGAAAAUUGUUGCAUUAAAAAAAACUUUUUAAUAAUAACUGUAUAUAUUGAUGUGUUUCUGUUUCAUGUGAAACACCAUACCAGUUGCAAUGAUAAGUUUUCUCAGCCGCUGUUGUGCUAAUCAAAACGAAACCGACCACAAGCACUCAAAAGUUUUUCUUUACCACAGAUACAAAAAUUAUCUGAUGGAGGAAACUGAUUCAGAGGAAAAAGAGAGUGUAGAGGUUUGAGAAAAAAAAUAUUUUUAUGCAACUGCCAAAUCACCAUGUGGUUUUAUCUCUGUCUUCAUCUUUUUAUGUGAUUAUUUAAAGCUGCGUACUUCUGUGUAAUGUUGUGUAAUCAGGCGCCGUGAGCGAUCACUCUCUCAAAGGUUUUAUAUUUAAUCAGUGAAGAUAAAUUUGCAAAAUUCAGCUUCCAAACCGGUGAAUUUAUCUGUUUUUAUGUUUGCAGAGAUGCGUCGACGUAUGAGCUUGUGUAUCCUUGUGUGCUUCAGCUACAUGAUAUAUUUCAAAGUGCAUUAAUAGAUGUUAUAAAUACAAAAUCCUGAGUGCAGCAUCAGUGACUGAACGUGAUGGGGUGCAGGUGAGACGUAGCUCACAUGAGCAUGAUGGUGUUGGAGCUUCAUUGACCCUUCAUAUGCAGACAUGUAUGAGUCUCUGCAGAUGGCAGAGGCUGGGGAAGCGACACAAAGAGUUCUGAUUACAGAUAAUGUUCCCCGCUAGUCAAACUGUCAGGCCAGGCUCAUGCUAAAUAAACCCAGCCAUUUGCUGCUAUGGAGACAUGAUGUGAAAUUACUCAUUUUGCUAAUGAUGGAAGUGUUCGGCUGUAAAUUGAGGCUGAUUAUACCUACUGUGAGCUUUUCAGAGGUUGUUUUUCAUACAGAUUUCACAGAUCGUUGCCCCCAUGAUGUGGAUGAAUGAGGACUGCAGGUACCAAAUGCAGCAUCCCACUUCAUCAUUAUCACACCUGUAGGAUGGAGCUUUCCAUCAUCACAGUCAUGUGACGACAUUAUAUGUGGAAUCCUAUUAACCGUCAUGUUUGUGAAAGAUGAAUUACACUCGGCUUUGCUUUUACAUGCAGAAAACAGAGCUGAAAGCAAACAGGCGGAUUUGAACUUGGCGAAUCCACACAUGAAGAUAGCGUUCCUUCCCUCGAGAGAGCCGUGUCUGUCUUGGCGCGGCGUGGCGAGCCUCCCACCCUCCUUAUUAACACACAGGGAUUUAUGGGCCUGUUUGGGUCUUAUCGGCAUGCGUUAAGUCUUGCAGCUGCCGGCCUUCCAAGGUCGGUGUUUUGACUAUUGGGAAACCCGAGCGGGUUGAUUUAAACUGCAGCAGAGCACUAAUGCAUCCUCAGGACUCGUGUGUCUGCGGUUUUAUACUAUCAGUAAUUCUGUUUAACAUCACUUUCAUGUUUACCUUUGCUGGUACACAGAUGGGACUGAGUCGGGUCCAACUCGGGAGCAUCUGGAAGUCUUCAGUGCUCGAAACAGAUAAUGGGCUCUAGCUGCUGAAAAUGCAAACUGGCCUCACAUUGUUGGCACACGGUUGGAUUCCUGUUUUGUUUGUGACCUGAAUUUAUGGGAAAAACUGCAGAAACAUGUGUUAUAAACUCUGUCUGGGUAGGCUGUCUGCUUAGCUUCUCACUCAGAGACGAGACUCGGAGCCUAGUGUAAACUGGAAAUGUCCGAGGAGCUUCCCUGCACUCUCUUUUGUCCAGAUUUGUUUUAUUUAAGCCGAGUGUUGCAUAAACUCAUGUCACGUAGGUAAAUACAGAUGCAUAACACCUGACAAGCCCACGGGAAACCUUUUAAACAUUUUCACAGCCUACAAGGGGCAUUUGGUACAGAGUGUUCAGCAUGGAUGCAGGAUUUUCAGGAAGUUCAUGCAGAGCAGAGCAAUUUUUAAGGAGUUUUUGUGCUGUGAAUGGCAGACUUUAUACUCUGCACCCCCUCUCUUGGUUAAAACUCCCAUGUGUUCCUGGAAUGUGACGUGUGACCCACUAUUGAUUAGGAGCACAUAAUAAUCAGUCCUCUGCCGUCAUUGUUUGCUGCAGCCAGUCCAGGCUUCCCCCCUCUGCCCACAUUAACCAGAAUCACAAGUGUUUAAGCAUUCGCUCACACAAUCGCUGCCAUUAUGCUGGUCCCACCUUUUGAUUGGUGCUUUCAGAGCGGCCCUGACUGCUGCUCUUUUGUUCAGAGGUGUUUUCUAGAUUGAAUUCGAGCUGUAUUUGGAAGGGACAAGAAGUGAAACCACUAUAAUGUGCUAAAUAUUCAUCUUUUGUUCCUAAUAGGGCCGUCAAGUCCAAGUCGACUGGUCCACUUAUUAGUCGAUACAUGCUUGAUUUCUUUCUGUGUCAAUUUACAGUUUAUGGUUAAUUUCAUCAGGAGGAACGUACCAAGUGCUAAUCUUUUCACAGGUAACAGUCUGUCUCAGAACACCCCCCUUGUUUUCACAAUUUUGGAUUCGCCUAACCGGCAGGAGACAGUAACCUCCAAUUUCCACCGCAUCCAGAACGGCUAUGAAAAGGCUGUAUCCGCCGAUCUUAGCUGAUCGUAACCAUUUAAGUUAAUGUGUCAAAUUCCACUGGCUUCUUUCUGUUCCGCUGCAGAUCGCAAGAGUUCUAAUUAUUCCGAUCACCGGAGCAUGGCGGAUAAAUUCAGCACAGAUUAACCCGUGCUGGAAAGGAAGUCGGACACAGACACAAAAUAAAACAUUCGGCUUCUUUUCAAAAUAAGACACUCCGUGUUUCAGGAGGAUCGUAUUUCACACCGUGUAAACGGGCGGAGACGAACAAGUGAAAGGUUUUUAGACGUCAUUUCACCCUGAUGACACCAUGGAUGAGGAGAUGCUGAUUCUAGAAGUCUAGAAGUAGAUUUCCUCUUCUGGAAGGACACAAUCUACUGCUUACACAGUUAGCCUAUGUGGCUAAAGACAACUUGUUAUCGCACGAAUCUGCGGGUUCUUGUGAGUUCUCGCGAUUCCUGCUGUCAGUAAUGCGACACGGAAUUCGUCUCACGAACGGAUCCAGUAGGAAUUGGCGGACGGCGGAAAUUGCUGCCGGUCUGGAUCUGAGCCGGUCCAGAUGCAGUGAAAGUUGAGGGUAAAGAGCGUCGUCGUCAAUCAACGUCCGGUGGUUUGCUGAAUGAUUAUUUUUAUUUUGAGCGUUUUAACUUUCAUCGUAUUUAAUUGCCGUCUUGUGCUGAUAUCAGUAAAUUUUCGCUCCACCGCAGAGGGGUUUUCCGUCAGAGUUGGAAUAAUACCCCCCUGAUUCGUCGAUUUUUAGUCAAAAAUUUCAGGGUUUUAGUCGAUCAGGAAUUUCUCUGGCUGAUUACAGCCCUAAUUCCUAACUAACUUUGAGAGACUAGAAAGCAGCACCCACACAGGAUGGAUGAGGGAAGGAUGCGUUACUAGACAUUUAUGUGGGAGGAGGAGGAGGAGGAGGACGGCGUCUUUCCUCUUUCUUUAGAAACAUUAACAAUUCAGAGCAGCUGCAAUUAAAAACCGCCUCAUGCUGAGAUGUGAGCAGCACAAGUCCAGAAUUCUUCACCUUAAGUUUUAUUUCUAACCUCAGAAAUCAAGCUAAGAGACAAAAGUUACAGAGUUAAAACUGAGACCUGAUGGAAAAUUUGCCUUUUUUACAGUAUCUUCCUCUGAAUACAAGUGCUGAUUUUCUUUAGUGUCCCAGGUUAUAAAGAAAGGCAACAACAGACGCCAUACAAACCACAGAAAUACAAUGAAAAAUGAAGAUUGCAUGUUUUUAUUUUCUGAUUUGCAUGAAGCUUUCAAACCUUGUACUGAACUCUCUUUCUAUUGGCUGAGAGAGGACACUAAAAACCCCAGCGAGCACGUUUUCCCUCGCCUCUGUUCUCUGAAGCAUCCCUUAUAAGCCCACCGGUGGGACCACAGGGAUCCCUCUCAACUCACCUUUUAUGAGCUGUAAUGCGGCACUAUACCUCCGUUUUCUCAUGCAGCCUCAUCCCUGCGUUACUGUCGCUGCUCAGAUCAAGCUGCAGACAUGUUACCUGAGGCCUCUGACACGACACCAGCCGAGUGCUCGGAGUCAAAGCAGGUAAAUCAUCCCGCUCUGGCACAUAACCUACACAAAAGCUUGUAUAAAUGUACACAAGCCUGGUGUACGCCACAGCUCCGCCGCCGCGCUGGUGUUUGUGCAGCUGUACAGUGUGUGUACUCCAGCAGCAGGUAAAGCAGAGGAGGCAGAGUCUGGGACAACAACCUACUCUUACCUCUCCUGAUCUAAUAGGAGGAGAGGUAAACAAGACCAUCCUGACCUUUAACUGGGACAACACACGUGUUUAGUUUGGAUGUUUGCUCACACACAUUUAAAAACAUGCGGACUGAUGCUUAUCUGUCAGCCUAUUGACACAGCCUACUACUACACACACCGUCUAUUGCUCUCUGGCUGUAAUAGGCACACCUUGGAUAAUUGUUUAGGCCGCAGCCAUCUCUGCGUUCAGGACGGCGGUGAUAAGUUCGGCUGGUUUAGAAAUGGUCGCAGUAAGUAAACUGUACCUUGCUCUCCAUUAAGUGUUAAAAAAACUAUCAACAUGUAGCAGACAAUGGUUUCCCUUUUAUAUCCGUGAACUGGGAACUUGUGUUUGUUUUCCCACAGUAUCCUUGUUUAGCAUUCCGCCAGAAAUAGAGCAUAACAAGAAAACUUAUCAACAACAUACGGAGAAACAAAAGAAAUCUGCAAGAAAAAAAAUGUUUUGAUCCUAUUUUUGGACGUAAACUCGCUCAAAAGAUUGUUUCGGUGGUUUUUGUUAUUAGAUGUUUUCCUUCCCAUCAAAAAUAGAUGCAAACAGGUUAUCCUUUGUACUCAGUGGAGUCUCUCUCGAUCCGGGUCUGGCUGCCACCAGCUAAGACUGAAAGGACCAAACAUACGGAUGGCCGCCCUUCGAGCGCCAGCAGGCAAUUCUUCCUUUUUAUAAGGUCUGGAGUCGUGACCCUUCAAAUCCCAGAACCAGGGUUCUUGAAACUCAAAGAAGUUAUCCUAAGUUUUAGUCUGAAAUGUUUGACUCAUCCUCUUCUGGGUGUUUUUUCUGCUGAAUCAGUGGUGGUGGGGUUUUUCUGCCUAUUUUCGUUUGAUGAAACCGCUGAAAGAGGGCAGUCGGGGGCUACAGCAUGUCCUGUUUGUGUUUUGGAGUAUUCGUGGCUCGAUUUAUAAUGUUGUUAUUGUGUGAGGAGUUUGUGGUGUGAUCGGCAGUGGCCUAGCUCUCGGCUCUCUCAGUGGUCCAGUGGGCUGUCCAGUCCAGUUGUUAACAAGGGCAGUGGAUCUCGGCUAAGCCCUGUUGUUUCUGAACGGUGAUGUAGCGAUGAGGGGGAGGGGAAAGUUGGAGCGCUGGGAGAGUUCAGCCUAGUUUUACAGCUUCAGCCCUCUCUUCCCAGCGCUCGGACAGUGAUCGAUGGGCUUAGACAUGCUCUGUAGGACAGGCGGUGGGUGGGUUAGUUCGUUUUGUUGUUCCCUCCUCCCCUGUGAUUUACUCCACAAGGGAAGUUACUCAGUUUUUAAAGGGUGCGUGAGAGCGAGGAGUAAACCACAUCACCGCUGUACUGCUAAAAAAACGGAUCCAGAUCUGAACGCACUCGAGAUGUUUUCACUUAUCCUCCAUCGUGCGAUAUAUAUCUGCGAGUUUCUUCGCGGUUAAGUGUGAAGCAGAAAAAAACAUGAUUCAGCCGUCUCAUUCAGAACGGGCUGCGCAUCAUUUUUCUUUUGAAUUAGACAGCAAAUGCUUUUCCUGUGGAAAAUACUCCAUCUAUUUUUAGGACGAUCAGGCCUCCUAAAUGAGUUGUAUUUCCUCCAUGCUUGAGAGCUGUUGCUGCUGUCCUGGGUUAAUACGCUGUCCACAGCUGAAGGAUGCCAGGAAUAACCCAGCUGGGUCGCACUGACCUCUUCAAUCUGGGCUGUGCUCCAGGUCUCAAUUAAGUGAUGCUCUCUCUCCUUCCAGAAAAGGCAAUAAUAUUUAAAUGGGGCUUGCAAGAGUUAUGGCGAUUUCCCCUGAUGGUGUAAUGGCAGUGAACCAAAGAGCUGCGAAGGAAAGAAACGUACACACACUCGGGUUUUUUCUUCUGGAGGAGGAGUGUGAUGUGACGAUGACUGUACUGUGUAUUUAUGAAAUAAGGAAGUUCACACCUCAGAAAGAAACUCCAAGAGUACGACUGUUGACUUCUUGGGAACCUGUUUAUCCACACCCUUUACUAGAAUAAUGAACUUUAAUAGCUAACCAGCGUGAGACAUGACCUAAUACCUAGUUUGUUUUUUUAAUAACUUCCUCUCCGAGACAUCAGUGAUUAGAUCUAAUGUUGCUUUUACAGUAUCUCUCAGUUUUCUCAGACAGAGGAUAUUAUUGGUGAGAUGCGCGAAGCGGAGCGACUCGACUCUUCGAGGGUCAUCCUGCCUCCAGCUUUUAUCAGCGUAUCAGAAAAUAAAAUGAAAAAAAAAAAGAGUUAUUCUCUCUAAUAUACCUCAGGAGCUUUUCAGCUACAAAACAAAGAUAAGAUCACAAUCUGCACUUUCGUGGAAAAAUAAGAGAAACUACGUGUUUCAGACUCGUCCUGUGAUCCUCAGAGGAAACACAAACAGCAGCGAUGAUAAUAAGUCUGAAAACACAACGGUUCAGUGAUAUUUCACAAUAAAGCAGCGACACGCUGAUACACGAUAUGAAGAUAGUAUCUCAUGUUUGAUAGUUUGUAUUUACAGUAGUCAUCAGUUUAGUUAUUAGGGCUGGGACAAUAUGAUUUUCUCCUGAUUCGAUUCUUCUACGACUUUUUGGAUGCCGAUUUGGUUUAAAUUGCGAUUCUACGAUAUUGUCAAUCUUUAUUCUGCAUUUUUAACACCAGUGAAACAGUUGAAUGAUGAUGAUUAUUUACUGACUAUUCUAGGAACCAUAUUUCCUCGAAAAAAUACACACCACAUUUAAGUCAGUUUUUAAGAUUUAAGGUCCUGACACACCGGGAACGACGCAAAUAUGCAACGCGAAAUUACGAAACAUUCGAAGGUGAAUUUUGAUGCGCCUGACUAUUUAAAGACGCGUCCCAAGUGGAAGCGAGCAGACUGAGCCAACAGCAGACUGAGUGUUUCUCAGUUCUGAUCAGACUCUAGUGUUGAGAUGUCUGUCUGUCAUGAUAGCAUGUACUGAGUCAGGGUCAGUACCAGAUAAGAAUAUUAAACUAUAAUCCAUAAACGUAAGGUAACAACCGAGACCUAAUGAUGCUGUGACAGCAACGCUGUGAUUGAGUUUGAGACAGUGAAAAUACAUAUGGUCUGUUGUAUCUGAACAGGUUAGCUUACAAGCUAAAGUUACUUAGCACAGAUGAAAGUUAAAACAAAGACGUUUAUCAAACUGUUAAAGCACACAAACCAUCGUCAGAUGAGAAAUCUGACGCUAUGACUCUCCACAAGUUGUCCUUCAGGUCGUUAUCUUUGUAAUAUUUGUUCUCUGUUCUCCGACACGUAAACAAUUAGCUGGUCGGCCAUGUUGGAUAUACCGGCGAAUCAGACAUCGCAACAAAAUGCAAUCUGAUUGGUCAGAAGUGGACACACAGUAUGCGAAACUUUAGAAAAUUCGACUGUGAUACGAAAAAAUGAAUGCUGCAAUAUUGCAGGACGGGAAAACGUUGCUGAUGUGAACGUUCUUAUUGACAGGAUACGGGUCCGAAAAAAAAUAUUGACGUCCGAAAUAAUGGCAUGAAAAAAACGCUCCAGGUGUGUAAAAUUUUUGAACAUAAAAAUCGAUUAAAAGAUUGUAAAACAAAAAAUCUCGAUCCUUAUGUGAAUCAUUUUUUUCUCCCACCACUAUUAUUUAUAGUUUGAAGUUUCUGAAUUUUUGAGGAGUUUUAUUAUGAUUAACAUCAGGAAUGAGAACAAGUCUGACUCAGAGGUUCAGGAAUGUGAAUAUUUCCCAAUAUCACAAACUGUCAGAUUCUUGUUGAAAAUGCUCCCUCGCUCGCCCCUCUCAUCAGUGAAGUAACAGAGUUUAAGAAGCUCCUGUAUGAUCCUUCAUUCUCUUUUCUUCUUUGUCCUCUUCCAGCUUGUGCAUUUUUGUGCACAAAAUACAAAACCACACAUUUGUCGAGUUUGUUGCUUCUUUUCGACGGCGGAAACAAAGUGGGGCAAAAUGACGGCCUCUGUUCAAGGAGGGCGACAAAGAAAAGAUAUUAUGUAAGAACUGGAGUAUUAUAUUUCAUUUCUACCAGGUCUGUUUAAUGUGAAAUAUCACUACAUAAUAAACACCGUACUUUAACCUGGUUUGGUUUUAAGAUGACAGGAAGGUGGAUUACAGUUUCAUGUAAAGUCAGGAGGGACUUUUUUACGCAGAGGACGGUUUGAGUUGCUGUAAUGGGAAAAAGCUCGGGGCUGUUAUUAACUGUGACACUGUCAUGAUUUACAGGGACACACUGAAACAUCGUGACUGAUCCGGCUAUCAUUAAAGAUGCGCCUCAAAGGUUAUCAGACAUUUUUAUCCAUUUUCGCAAAGGUUUACAACUCCUCUGGAAAGUGAGAGGUAGUUCACUCCCCCUGUGUGCGUGUCUGUGCGUCUGUACGGUGUCAUUCUGGUUUGCGGGGGUGUGUGGGGCAGUUAGCCUUGCGGCAGUGUCUGUGUUGAUGGAGGGAGAGGGGGGCCUGCAGGAUCCUGUGUGUCAGCAGCCUGUGUGUAAGAGACAUUGCCGAGCGGAAGUGCAUCACUGGCAGAUGUCCAAGAGCCCCCCUCGUCUCCCCCCUCUUUCCCUUCCUGGUCUAUCUUCCUCUUUUGUCUCUGAGCGCCGAGAACACAGAGGCCCUUUAAGACUGCCACUGGAAAAAAAACAUAUGGGGCUGUUGGAACCAAGGCCACUGUUCUUCCUUCAUGCUUUUCCAGCUGACAAACACAACAAUAGAGUCAUUGGUGUGAAAUCAACUCGUUGUGUUGUAGGUUUCUCCUGCUCCUUUCCACAAAUUACACGAUCAGGGAAACUCCAGCUUUUCGGCAGAUGUUGCUUUAUUCUGAUUGGAUAAAAACCAGUUCUACUUAAAGUGGGAGGAACCUGCCGAAGCUGUCGUGUUCUUGUGUUUCUCUCUGAGCUUUGAGAAGGAUAUCGGCACAGGAAAUACGUUAGGAGGAAGUAAACACCUGCUGCCUCCCUUCCAGAGCCUCGAACAUUCAUACUAACCACACACACAACCACAUGUGGGCUGAGGCACGCUUACCUGCUACAGAGCGCCGACCCGAGUCGCUCCGUGAUCUGUUACAUCAACAGUUAACGUCUAGAGUUCGUUUCCAUGGCUACAGUGUGCAUCACAUGUAACCUGUAGAGUGUCUGAUUAUUUAAAAUACAGAUUAAAUCCUUAAAUGUUCGUUUCAGAUUAGAGAUUUAAAGUAAACACAGUGUGAGUGUUUUCCUCGGCUAACUGAGGUCAUGUCCUCUUCUUUUCCAGGCAUGGAAGAAACGCUGGUUUAUACUCCGCAGCGGCCGCAUGAGUGGCGACCCCGACGUUCUUGAGUACUACAAGAACGACCACUCGAAAAAACCCAUCCGGGUCAUCGACCUGCACUGCUGCGAGCAGGUGGACGCCGGCCUGACCUUUAAGAGGAAGGAGUUCCAGGACAGUUUUGUUUUUGACAUCAAGACCUCAGACCGCACUUUUUAUCUCGUAGCCGAGACCGAGGACGAGAUGAACAAGUGGGUCCGCUCCAUCUGCCAGCUGUGUGGGUUCAACCAGUCAGACGACAACCACGGUAGGAAGCCCUCAGCUCUGUCUCCUCCCUCUCUAUCUCCACGAUCUCCUGUACAGCUGCUGUGAAAUAAUGUUCAACUGUUUAAACUUCUAUUUUGGAGACACGACUUCAUACAUUUGCUGAUCAGAAGUGGAUUAAUUGUUAAAGUCUCCAGGAUUUUUAGCAUUUUGUCGACUAAAAAUACUCACUAAGGCUACAUCCUUAUAAUUUACUGUUUACUUUUAAGCUCGUUUGAUGUUUUCUUGUAUUAUUUCAGACAUAAAAGUACUACCAAACAAAUUACAAUAACACCUCCCCUUUAUCCGUCUCCCUCUGUGCUUUCUGGCGUUCUUUGCGACAGCUUGCAUCUAAGUUUUCACAGAAAUCCAGCAGCACAGCUCCCAGCACACAAUAUAAUUAGCAAUUGUGUUGUUUUUUUUUUCAAGUCUUUGUUUUUCAUUUGAGAGAGUGGAUUAGGAACACUCCUGCCAAAUAAAUGGACACGGUUUCUCAGAGUGUUAUGGAUUUGUCGGUCUGUUUUCAUUUGUUAGAGAACGGCUCUGAUGUCAGGCUCACGCAGGAUGAUAGAGAUUCUUAUUCUGGAUAUCUGCCACUUUAAAGAAGCUAGACAUUUCAUACAGAGGGAAACCAGCGAUACAAAAGUGUUUCUGUUGGACUAAAGUGACUCUCCGAUAAGACACGCUGAUGCUAUCUUUUUUAUUCGCCAGUUUUUUCAUGGAAAACUGUUUGAGUUUGGAACAAAGACGAGCACUUCUCUCUCCUUCAAGGCUUUAAAAGCGCUUUAAUUUGCCAAGUUACACUCUGCUGUGAUCUCUUGCCAUUCAAAAAUAAAACUGUGGCGUGAAAUGUUGGCCCAGAUUUGCAGAACAUCAUAUUAAUACUCCUGAACUUUGCUCUCGACUAGCCGUGAGCAAGAUUUGUAUGCAGUGGAGCUGAAAUCAACCACAGAAAGUCUAAAACACUGAAAUUUUCGACCAAAAAUUGACUAAUGGCAGGUUGACCAUACGUCCUCUUUUAACCCAGACAUGUCCUCUUUUUGGGGGCUGUCUGGGGAAGUUUAUGAAAUCCUUCAAAUGUCCGCGGUUUUGUACGGAAGCUUCGAGUUUGUGUCACGUAAACUUACUGAGUUAGAGGCGCGUAAAAGACACUCAAUCUGACGCGAAAAACUCUCUAAAGUAACUUGGUGCGACCCUGUGACUCCGCCCCCACGUAGUCGUGUCCUCUUUACGGGAAGUCAGAAGUCAGAAUAUGGUCGGCCAAAUCCAAAAUGUUGAAAUCAAAGGGGGGUGUUCUGAGACAGGCUGUUACCUGUGAAACGAGGGUGCUCUGAAAACACCCCCAUUAGCACUUGGUACGUUCCUCCUGAUGAAAUUAACCAGAGACUGUAACCCCCAAUUUCCACCACAUCCAGAACGGCAACGAAAAGGACGUAUCCGCCGAUCUUAACCAUUCAAGUUAACGUGUCAAUUUCCACCGGCUUCUUUCCGUUCUGCUGCUGAUCGCUGGACUCCACAGCUGAUCGAAAGAGUUCUAUUUUUUCCAGACGCCAGAGCUGGAGAGGAAGUCGGGCACAGACACAAAAUAAAACAUCCGGUUUCUUUUCAAAAUAAAACACUCCGUGUUUUAGGCGGAUCAUAUUUCACACCAUGCAAACGGGCGGAGACGAACAAGUGAAAGGUUUUUAGACGUCAUUUCACCCUGAUGACACCAUAGAUGAGGAGAUGCUGAUUCUAGAAGUCUAGAAGUAGAUUUCCUCCUCUGGAAGGACACAAUCUACUGACUUUUAUGAUUAGCCUCUGUGGCUAAAGACAACUUGUUAUCAGGCGAUUGAACGUGAAUAUGCGGGUUCCUGUGAGUUCUCGCGAUUUCUCCUGCUGUCCAUAAUCCGACAUGAAAUUCACCUCACAAAUGGAUCUGGUAGGAAUUGUCGGACAGCGAAAUUCUGAGCUGUUCUGGAUGCGGUGGAAAUCCCUGGUAAAUCGAUGCAAAAAAAAAAAACGAGUUUGCCGAUCCAAAUUUUGGUCGACUCAGCACGUAUCGACCAAUAAGUCGACCAGUCGACCCGGACUUUACAGCUUUAAUUAUGCAGUAGUGUUUGAAUAGCUGUUGUUGAAGAUAGUGUUCGAGUACGUGAUCAUCAUAAAGUUGCUCUUUGCAUGAUUGUGGCUUCAGUCGCUGUUAUUUUUACCGUUUACAUCAGAGGGUUAAGUGGUCGUACCUCUGCUGCGCCUCUCUUCUCUCUCUCUGUCACACAUCAACCAAAACCUGAAGGUGUUUUAUAUUUCAGGAGAGUUUGCGAUGCACGCUCCCCUCUCAUAUUCUCACCCCUCCAGAUUGCUCUCAUGUGGCUGUCGUUGUUGUUGUUGUUAUUAUCCUGUCAUCUGGCAGCUGUUGGACGUUAAUCUUUGCGCACAUGGCUGAUCAUCUGAAAACAUGCAACAACGUCCAGGUGUGGAAUCAGAAACAGAUGUGUGAUAAUGCUGACAUCAUGAUGAGGGGAUCCUCCUGGUCCAGGCUCGGGGAUGAGAAAGGUCUUAUUAUGAAACUCAAAGUGUAUCAACUGCAGCCAGCGGGGUGUGGCUGGGAAAAUGGGCGAGGGGAGAGAGCGAGGGUUUAUGUCAUGACAGCUGCAUUAGUGAUUGCAGACCCUGGAGUGUAAACACCACAUCAGGCUUUUUCACUCCUCUAACUGCAUUUUCUCAGCAAGUUCCUGUUUCUCAGAAACAUCACUGGAAACUGCUUGCUUCUCUGCGGUUUGUAAAAUGCAUUUUUCAUACUCUAUUUUAGUAGAAAUUUUGAUCAGUGUGUCUUAGCACCCCUCUGUAUCGAAGCCAGUUUGCCUCUAGAGUAUUCUCUGAAAAAUCAACUUCUUUCUUCCGAGCAAAAUCCUGAUUCUCAGCAUCAUUUGUGCCGCAGGGUUUUUCAGUUUUCGCAGAAACCUAUAAAGGUUUUUUUUAUGAGUAUUACAAACCAAAACUAACACGUUUUUAUCCUCUUAUCAAGCAUAAAAAUUUAACAUAACUCUCACUUUGAGAGAAUGAAAGAUGCAUAACUCUAACGCUCCUCCAGCAGUCAGUGAUUUAAAACGUCUCUGCUUCAGUAGUUUGACAUUUUCUCAGUCUUUGUGCCAAAUUAUGAGCAAAAUUUCUUCUUCAAGAGUGGAUUGUGAUUCAUCCCAAACAGACAAACACACAGACAUCAUCAGAUCAGUUCAUGCGACACGUCAUUUCUUGUGAAACCCGGUUUGCGUUCAGGUGUUUUCCUGUCAUCAUCUCUUCCCAGGAAUAGGUUGUUGUUGACUUUCAUUCAGAUCCAUCCCUCCUUUUCUCCAAAGAGCUCCUGCCGGCUUCCUUAUGAGAUGUUAAGUUAUUGUUUGUGAGGCUGUGGAGAUAAAAACUCACCUCCUCUGAAAGGAUUUCAUCGGCCAGGAUCAAACUAAACAUUGUGCAGGAAUUCAAAGAUCUACUUUUGUUAUCAAAAGUGUUCGUAAUCAUGAAUUCAGCUUUAUUAUUUUAGCCUUUUUCUUAUUGAUCGUACUUCCUGAAUCAGAAUCUCUCUGAGCUUAUGAACACACGGCCCUCCUAAAGAAGCAGAGCCACGCCGCCGCACUAACAACACAUCCGCUGAUGUUUAAAACAAGCAGAGCUUUUGUGAGUUGAUGCAGGAUCUUGUCCUUGUGGGUUUAGUGGUUGUAGUUUGAUGAAGUGACUCAGAUAUACAAAUGAUAUCUGGCACCAACAAAUGAAACCGGUUUACGAUCAUCCUCUAAGAGUGAAGACAGUUUUCAGGUUUUUCUCCGGCUGCAGGACUGAGCCGGUGUGUCGCUGAGCGGACCGGGUAUUCCCUCUCCGAAAAGACAAAAAAGACAAACUGAGAUGUUAGUUCUCCUUCUGUAAACAACACCACUCUAUAGAGACUGAGCGCAGACAGCAGCACAUCAGCACAUCAACACAGGUGCUUGAAAUUCACUUCACUUCUCUGCUUUAUGUUUGUUGUUGAAGAGCUACAGCGAACAGUGCCGUAUUAUGGAGAAAGAGGUUGACCUAAGACGUGUUUGCGUCUCCUAGAGGAUUUUGUUAAUCCUCAGCAGCAUCAGUGAUAUCAGCAGCGUGAUCUGGACUCACCUUUUGUCUCUCUGCAGUCAGGAGUGAGUCUCCUCUGCAGACUGUAAGGAAGGUUGGCCAAGGUUAGCACAUGACAGCAGCUCAGUGUUACACAACUUUCAAAACAUCUCGCUCUCUUUGUUUUGUCUUCAUCUCUUCGUUUUUCUCACACAUUUUCACACAUAAAAUAAGAUUCUUACGAUAUUUUGGUAACACUUUACUUGAACCCACCUCUUAUAAUGCAUCAUAAGCACAUUUAUACAGUCUUAAGGUUAGAACAUAGCCUACAGGAUCCGUAUUGAGCACGUAACGUCAGCGUUGUGUAUCACGUAGCAAAUAGGUUCCCGUUCUUAUCAAUGCAGCAAAGCAUACAGGACGCGUCGCAGCUUUGAAUCAGAGGCGCAUCGAGCGCAUUGGUUUUGGAUGUAUGCAAAAGAUUUGCACCAAGUCUUUUCUUUUCGCUGCUCUACGCUCCCAAUACGCGUCAAUCUACACAGAGAAGAUCGUUCUAGACACGAUGUCAAGCACAAAAACCGCUCAUGUCAUUCGGUAAAUUUCAAAAUAAAACACCAUAUGUGAACUCCUGACUGUGUAUCAGUUCUUGUAGAUAAGAAAUCCUCCCUGGUUCUGGAUUUAUCAGUAACACAGAACAAUCUGAUGGUCAAUCCCUGAUCCAUGUGGACCCCAACAGGACUUUGAACUGCUAUCUCUGUCUGAAGGAACACAGUUUACUUUAUUAAACACGAGUAAACCUGCAAAAACACAAACUGUAAAAUCAUGUUGAUUUUUCACAUACAGUCGAAGCUCAACAGUCACUGAAUUAUAUCCAAAUUAUCAGGAAAUCGACCACAGAAAGGAAAAACAACCUGUUGUGAGCAUGUUGUUUCCUCUAUACCGAGCCCAGCUGACCGGAGCCGCACUACGCUGCUGCUACGCUACAAAUAUGCUGAUCCUGUAUGCGAUAGACAACGCUGCUCUACGGAGCAAAUACGCAACACUGACGGAACGCAUUCAACAUGGAUUCUGAUUGUUAUGUGCAUGAGUGUUAUAAGCAGUGAGCAUAAAGCCUUAUAAAUAUCUUAUUAUUUAAGGAUUAUUAUGAUUAUUAUAAAGUCUUUUUAAUGGACAAGCAGAGAGAAAAUUUGAAGUAAAAACCUCGACUUAUUCAUCUUUUCAUCUCCUUUUAUUUAAUAGAUUAUUCGACUUAUUCGACUCUAAUAGAAGUAAAGCACAUAUGAACAUCGACACUCCCCCCUCCUUGCCUUCUCAUCCCCCCACACAUGCCCGCCUGCCUCCUCCCCUCCCAAAGUGCCCUUCGUCUGCAUUGAUUUUUGUUGAAAUAAUGAGACUCCAUGGCACUGGCAGGUCAGGUUUCUGCUUCCACAGACCGGUCUGAGGACAGUUAGCUGUAGCUGCUCCUGCUGUGUAUUAACCCACAAUACCACCACCACCACGGGCAGCAGCAUCUUAAACAUCGCCAGAAACAAGAGACUUGAGAAAACAAGAAGAGGGCGGACUUGAUGUGGACGCUUCAGUUUGUGAAAGGGGGACAGGGCUUUAACCAGUCUUGGCACUUUGUUGAGCUGCAUGUUUUUUCAGUUCUCACUAUCUGUUUGUGGAGUGUUAGUUCAGUCGUUAUCAGAUACUGACGGCUGGGUGUGUGGCGUGUGUCUGCAGCCAGGGAGACCCACCCCCGAGCACAAUCUAAUGAAUGGAACAUCAUCUCGUCAAUCAGGGGCUUUGUUCUGCUCCCUCCUGGCUGUUUGAACUCUGAGACGAGGAUAAUCUCAACUAAGGGAUGAGGUUUUUACUUGUCAGCAGACGCCUUUUUAAAUUUUUUUUUGUUCCCUCUUUUGCAUGACAGCUCCCACUCUGUUUUGUUUUCCUCCUCUUCGUUUUGUCUGUUCCCUUGGCUGUACUGUGGAAAAAAAAAAUGAAGUCGGUAUUGUUUUUCAGAGAAAUGGAAAAAAAGAAUAACCACCAAAUCAGCAUUUCCAACAGCAGCCUCAGCAGUUUGAAGAAAGACUUGAUUUAUGUUUAUAAAAGGCCCGUUUGACACCUGAUGGAUGAUUUUUGAAAACAGUUUCACAACUUCACAGCAGGUUUUGAUGAAAUUAACCCGCUUCUCACACUGUCUUCAUCUCACUCAAGAUGCCUACUUCUAUAAAUCAAUGGAAAGUAUUGUUGGAGAAAUUCUGAAUGAAUUUUUUAACUUCCUCAUUUGUUUUCCUUCAAUAGAGAGCAGAGUUUUUACUUCAUGUGAAACUUCAGACUCGUCUGCAAUGAUUAAAAAGGAACCUCUCUCCUGGAGUUUUGUUUUCUGGUGUUUUUCUGUGUAUGAGGGAAAUCUCGGUCAAAAUGUAACUAGUGUUGGUAACAUAUAACCCGCUUCAGCUUGGCAGGAAUUUGAGCGAAUGCAGCAAAGUAGUUGUGUAACGCUGUAAAAAUGAACCGAUUUUAAAAGGAUGUAACCCUGUGAAAAAUGAGGCUCCUUAUCUCAAUAACUGUUCUCACUAACCAUCAUUUGUUUUCUAAAUACUCGCUGGUAAACCUAAAAUGCAAUCUAUUGUGGGCAUUAUAGAUGGGUAUGUUUCUAACCGCCCGACCAACCGUUUUCUAGAAAAGACGAGAUUGCGGCAAAGUCGAUCCCUCUGAUUGGUCACGAUGAUGAAAUAAACCCUGCAGAAUUUGAAGAUAGAGUUCAGAUGAUGUUUACGUCUGUUUUUAUCUUGCAAACACUAAUCUGGAUUAUAAUCUGCUUCCUCUCUCUUUUCUGACACUCUCUCCAUUUACUGAAACUGGUGAGAAAGCGUAGAUAUUCAUGUUAGAUGUAAAAGUAGAUUAGGAAAGUUCUCAUAUUGCAGCAGCUGUAAACAGAUCUAGGGCAUGGCUUCAUGUAAACAGUUUGAAAGUGGAACAUUUACCACUUUGAUCAGUGAAGAGAUCGCUGCUGUAACCUUUUCCUCUCAACCUUAAAACUGCGGACAUCACCACUGAAACAACAACAGCUUCAGUGUUGUUAGUUUUUGACUCUAGUCUGCAGACACAAUCGGCCACGGGGCGCAGAUUCAACAUCCUCAGGUCUAACAUAUUUCCUAUGAACAGAUCUGUGAAUGAAAAGUUAACAAAACACAAUGAAAUACAUGAAUUACCUGAAUAUAAGGAAACCUGGACUGUUGUGUUUGCAUAUUAGCAAAGUCAAAGAAGUGAAAUUAAAACAGAAUAUGAUUAUACACUAGGGCUGGGCGAUGAACCGAAAAUUUACAGAUUCCGAAACUCAAGGGAUUAACCAACGUCAUUUGGCCCAUGUCAGUAUAUUCGGUAUCAAAAAAAUUAAUGAAUCAGAUUUUAUUUUAUUUUAAGAAUUUACAUCGAAGCAUACAUUGUUAAGCGGUGGUCUGAUCCAGGGAACAAUAAUUAAUAGGCAAAAUAUAAAUAAGGUUGAAAAUGACAAGAAAAGGAUAAAACGAGAAAAAAAGAAAACAAACAAACAAAAAAAGGAAUAUGUGUCAUUGUUCUCAUUAAAAAGUAUUUCUUAUCACCAGUCAGCUCAGUCUGGGACCUUCUAAACUAGGGCUGGGCGAUAAAAACUUACCCAAUACCGAAAUUUACGACAAAAACCAACGUCAUUUUGCCCAUAUCAGUAUAUUUGGUGUCAAAAAAAUUGAUAAAUCAAAGUUGGUUUUGGAUGUGUGUAGGUAGGCUAUGGUCUCAUUUCCCAUUAAGACACUGUCCUACAUUAGAGACAUGACUCCACCCCAUCCAGUCCGUAACAAAGAGGGAAAGACAGGUGAGGAGAUGGAGGACGGAGAGAAAGUUGUAGCAGCUGAAGUAGACGAAGUUAAAGUGGGAGGGGGUGAGCAGCUUGUGGAGUAGUUAUCGUCCAUUUAUCGUUAUCGAGGUGAACUGAUCAAUAUAUCGUGAUAUUGAUUUGAGGCCAUAUUGCCCAGCCCUAUACACCCAUAAAACUGUCCUGAAAUGUGUCAGUUUAGUGGAUAUUAUUUAUACUUUACACCACUUUGUCAGUGUAUCGUGACUUCUAUCGAAUGAAGUGAGUUCUCAUUUAUGUCCUGUGUUGUCAGAGUAAAUUAUUCAUUCUCAGUACAUCUAGACAAACACUCCUCCUCCACCUUAAACUGUCUUUCUAUUCCAUCCAUGUCCAUCAUCCUGCUGCACAGCCACAGUUUUUACAUAACUCGCAGCAUUUAAAUGAUCUGCUCUUUUAAACUAAAGCCAAACUCUGUGAUUCGCAGCCUCCAGUGAGCCUCAGUCCUCCGGAUGAUUGAUCAGUGCAGCGUUUUGAGACAAAUUGAUGUGUUGUUGGUAGGCGGUGCUCACAUGAUGCUGCAGAGCGAGCAGGCGCACAGGGGUAAUGUGAUCAGGGAAUGCUCCUGUGUGUCUGCUCGGUGAGUUUAAAGAGAGACUAAAACAACCAUGUCAAUUUGCUCAUUUCAGACUGAGUAGCGAAACCCGGGCGCCAUUUUGCCCUCUCUUGUUGUUGAGUGUUUCACUAGACUCCUCCGCAGCCGCUAACCCAUCUUGUUGUCUUCUUCAUCCAUUUAUGUCAUUCACAUGGAAAGCUCCCAACCCCCUGCUCACCACACAUGCAAAUGGACUCCACUUUGCGCCCCCCUGGGACCCCGUGUAGCUUUAAAGAGCCGCAGGACAAAAGAACCAUACGGGACAAUAAUGUAUCUGUAUACUUAGAGUCUGCGGCGAAAUUGAAAAAGCUGAAUCAGUUCGACUCACACUGAGUGAGAGGGCAGACGCUCUUUUCAAGGACGCUUUGACAGGACCCAUGAGGGGAUCAAACGUAUCGCCUGACCUUUGUGUGACAAGAUGGCCUUCCUCGCCAACAGGCCACCCUGCGGAGCUUUGACAUGUUUGAGUUAAUAUGCGACACUCAGAGUAGCUGUCACCCCGGAGGCUAUAUUCUCAAGUGCAAUCUCGUAUGAAGCCAUUAAGGAAAUUACAUUUUUCCUCCUCACAAAUUUCAAGCAGGUGGACAGCAAGAUGAUAAUCUCAUCUUGAACCGAUGAUUUCAAAGGUGUCCUCUUCUUAACGCUCCCAUCAGUCAGUCUGAUAUUUUCUAUUUUCAUAUCUCAUUUCAGAUUAGAUUAUCAUAUGUUCUCGUCUAAUUCUGGCUGGACUGAGAGGAAAUGAGCGCCCUACAAAGAUGGUCUUGUCCUUAGUGAUCCUGCAGGGUUCUAAUUUUGGCCCCGUGAGACCAGCAGCCGGCUCCGAUUAGAUUAUAGCCACAGAGCAGAUGAGACAGUAGGUGAUGUAUUAUAGAGCGUAAUUGGAAAAUUGCUCAUGAACUUAGGAGCUCUUUGACCCAGAAUAGCCUCAUGUCAUUCACCAAAAAGAGCCUCUUGAUGUCAGAUGUUUGUUUCAGGAUGAGGAUUAUCAUUGGGAGAAAACGAGAAACUCAUCAAACCGUCAUGGCCGUCAUGGUCCAGAAGAAGCUGUUUCAUGCACUGAGUUCGCUUUGGUGGUUUGACCCUGUUCUGAGAUCUCCAUGUACGAACAUGAAAUACAAAAGCCUGAGGGGAGAGCACACCUCCCUAGGGCUGCAGGAUUUAUUGAUUUUAAACUGUAAAUCGGAUUAUUUGAUUAUGACGAUGUUAAAAAAAUUAAAGUCGUCAAAUCGAUUUUCCUCUCUAUCAUGUCUUGCACCUCCAGGCCACCGUAGGCUCCUCCCCCUUCCUGCAGUCCCCACACACACCAGUGUAAACAAACAUGGCGUUUACAAAAGAAGGCGAUAAUUUCGUGGUUAAAUAGGACAAGAACAAGUCAGUCGUGUUGAAUUGGUACGACUUCACAGUUUCAGAUGAAGAGUAAACCACUCCCCCGCUGUGAAGUCUGUCUGACGGGGGUAUCAACCCGUCACCACGGAAACAAAUUCAGGAGUAAACACUAAAGUUUUUUGUUGUAUCGGCGUUUCAGGUGACAGUGAACAGUACUUUUUGAAAAUGGGUCAGAAAGUGAAUAAAUCCAUAAACGACGACCAUUUCAUCUCCGUGUGGAUGUCUAUCUGCAUCUCUGGAAACGAUCAUGAGACACACAGCGUAACUCUAAUGGCGCCUGCGCGUGUCCGACCAAAACAACCUUGACUCUUGGCUUGGCAUAUGUACCACAUCGUUUUCAGUGGUUUCGUUUUGAGAGAUGAUAGAAAAACUUUUUAUUAAAGGGAAGUUUUAUAAAGUUGUCAUUAAAUAAAGAAUCAAGUUUUCAGAGUAAAAAAUAGUGAUUUUAUUUUUGGACAAAAUCGUGCAGCCCUACUUGGAGGCAGAGCUGACACCACACGGACAGUUUGGCAUGUUAGCGCCGUACAGAGUUAAUCUACAUGUUGUUCUAACAUUUAUUGGCAGAGUUAGACAUGCAGAUAAAAUACUGGAAAGUCAAAGUAUUGAUGGGGAGGGAACGUUCAAAGUGAUCAAAACUAUCCUUUAACUUCAGAAAGAUACGACCGUAGAUGCUCAGAUGGAGAACCUACACUCCACCUCCCAUUUCAAAGUGAAGGCAGGGAGAGCAUCAGCAAAGACCACUAACACAUAACAGAUGGCACCAGAAACCCAGACAGCAUUAAAAGGAGCGGUAAGGGUUGGUUGUGCUCAUCUCCUCCGGUUUGAUUACUUGUCUCUGAGAGAUGAAGUUCACUUCUCUUUCUCAGCACCACAGUACAUUAGCUGGUGAAGGGACGGACGGCGGAGCACCUGGGGAGGAAUAUCAGUGUUUUUAUUUUCUGCUCCUCUAUCUUUUCUGUGUUGUGGUUCUACAGACUUGAUGGAAUUGCUUCCCAGUGGCAACAUACAUCAUUAGAUCCAUUAGUGUCAGUGAUGAGCCAUGUAGGCUAUUCCAUCAGCCGGCCGGACCACUCGUCUUUCUUCUUGCUCUGAUUCUGACAGUCAUGCGCUCCAGUAAACAGACGAACUUUUCAGUCUGACGCAGAAGAAAGUAGACGCAGGGUGAAAGUUUACCUGGUACUUCUCUGUUUUUAAUCUUUACUGUGUUUUCUCAGCGUUUAAAUGCUGCAUGUGUGUGUUUUUCCAUGCAUCCCUUCACUCUGGCACGGGGGGGAAACUGUCUUUCUACAACAAAUCAAUAUAUCUACCCAUGUUAGUGGGCCUAGUACUCACCGCACUGGAUGAAAGCUUUUACAAAGCUUUUUGUGGAGACAGGAGAUGAUGCCUAACCAGCCUAGGGAGAGUGGAAUCACUCAGAACAAUGGUGUAAUUGAGGAUAGCUGGGGGGAGUCCCUGCCUGCCUAUGUGGCUGUGGGCCUGGGUGUCUCACUGAUGUCCACUGGCCUGUGGACCCCACUGUAGAGGCCUUUUCCCCCUCAGGCAGAGAUGUGACCUCAUUCGGCUAACUCUGAUCCAGAAUACCCCACCGCCCCGCCCCGCCACCGCUCCACCAUCCCACAUGCACACACAUGCUCACUCACACACAUCACAUUUGUGUGUGUUCUGUUUUUCACAGUGGCUGUGGUCCCUCUGUAUGGUCAGCUCGCAUCGUGACUCACAGAACAUUGGCCUUUUCUUAAAGGGCAGUUUGACCCGCAGCGUGCUCUGGAAAGGUCUGAGAGACGAGGAGGAGGAGGAGAAUGGUGAAGGAGAAGAGAAGAGCAGAAGAACUAAGGGGAAAACCUCAGAUUAGGGUUCAAAUAGUUUAUAAUGAUCAGAUUUUAUUUGAUUUUCUGAAUUUACAUAGAAGUGUACACCAUAAGUGUUGGUCUGAUCUAGGGAACAAUAAUUAAAAAGCAAAAUUCAAAUAAGGUAGAAAAUGAAAACAACAACAACCUAUCAUCAAAUAAAGAAAUAUGUGUCGUUCUACUUUUUAAAAAGUAUUUCUUAUCACCGGUCAGUUCAGUCUGGGAUCUUAAAACCACUUUUUCCUCUCUGGAUAAUUUCACUUAGACAUUUAGACAAGUAAUCCAUCAGGGGCCACUAUGUGUCCAUAAAAAUGUUGACAUUCCCUUUUAAUUUGGCGCUUAGCCUUUUCAUAGAUUGUUGAUUUUUACAUAAGUUGGUUGACAUGGUAAAUGAAGAGUAGAUAUAAUCUUCAGAAAGGAGAGGCGGAUCCUUUGAGUUUUACUAUUUUCUCUUCAGAGACUAAAAGUUUCAGUUUUGUCUCCCACUUUUUUUAGCAUGAGUUGUAGGGCUGGGCGAUAAACCUAAAAAUUUACCAAUACCAAAAUUUACGACAAUAAUGGACGUCAUUUUGCCCAUAUUGGUAUAUUUGGUGUCAAAAAUAAAUAAAUGAAUAAAUCAAAGUUUGUUUUGGAUGUGUGUAGGUAGGCUUUGGUCUGAUGUCCCUUUAAGACGCUGUCCUACGUCAGAGACGUGACUCCACCCCAUCCAGUCUGUAACACAGAGGGAAAGACAGCCCACUGAGCAUUUUUUGGUCUAAAAGAGGUUUAAUAGAAAUUUAGAUGUAGUCUAGACGUCUUCUCUAAAAUCAGGCUACCACAGGUCUAAAAAUGACAUUUUUUUUUUACGUCUAAAUUUAGACCAGCCGGCUAACAGAGGUCUACACUGUAUAUUACUCAACAACUGUCAUAAUUAUUACAAGUACUUGGAGAUCAGUUGUGCAACUCACAGUUACUUUUUGAAAUAAAUCGUUAUUGAAUAAUUAAAGUGCAACGUCGAAAAUCCGUCUAAAAAUAUACAGAAUCUAGACGGUUGAACUUAGGUCUAAAAAAAAACUAGACGUCUAAUAGCGUCUAUUGCUCAGUGGGAGGUGAGGAGAUGGAGGACGGUUCGAAGUUAAUGUGGGAGGGGGUGAGCAGCUUGUAGAGUAGUUAUCGUCCAUUUAUCAUUAUCGAGGUGAACUGAUCAAUAUAUCGUGAUAUUGAUUUGAGGCCAUAUCAUAUUCUAAACCCCUUUUUCCCCUCUGGAUAAUUUCACUCAGACCUUUAGGCAAGUAAUCCAUAAGGGGCCACCAUGUGUCCAUAAAAAUUCCCUUUUAAUUUGGCAUUUAGCCUUUCCAUAAAUAGUUGAUUUUUACAUAAGUUGGUUGACAUAAAAUCACAGUUAUUGAUGUAAAUGAGGAGUCUUUGUCUUAAAUUCCCCAUAAAUAUCCAACAAACUGUCUCUUUUGAGUUUUGCUACCAUCUCUUCAGAGACUAAAAGUUUUAGUGUCGUCAUCCUUUUUAUUUUUUUAACAUAAGUGAAGUGUCAGACACUUACCAAUAAAUUCAACUACAUCAUACGUGUGAAUCCCAAACUAAAAUCCUUGAAUAAUUCUGCUGUGACUGUGCUCAUGCAGACCCUCACAUUCAUUAUUCAGUUCAGGAGCUCUUACUACCAGCUCUUGAUGAUUGGUGGUGUGUUUUUUUUUUUUUCCUCUCUCCAUCAGCUGUUGCACACAGCACCAUGGGUCGAUGGAUCAGUGAGCCGCCCACUCUCUACUCCUACAUCUCAGUGUGCACCUCCUCAUUUUGGCCCCCUGCCCGUUCUAUUUGCAGCAUCCCUAUCUCAGAUUUGUGUUUUCAUUGUAGCCUUUCGAUGCAGAUAUCAGGGAUGUCACGCAGAAACACGUUUUCUUUUUUUCUUUUAGACGGUUCUGCCUUGUGUCUCUCUGUGCUUAACAAUGGCUAUCUUGAUCAAAUCAAACAAUGCACAUUGACCCUGGUCUAAACAAACAACAUGUACUGUCAUGUGCUGUUGAACCACUCACAGUCUGCUGCCCAAAAAAGGCAGAGAGAGAGAGAUACUGUUUUCUCUUCUCCUCCCUGGAUACAGAUUCCUCUUCUCUAUUGAUUAGACAGCCGUCUGAAAGCUACUGAAUACAAGACUCCAUGCCAGGCAAGGUCAUGUUAAAGCUCAAUCCCUCAGAUGAAUUACAAACUGACCUUUGCCUCGCAGGAUUUGGAGAACAAAAAGAAAAGGCGCAGCAUUGCAUCGUAUGUCUAAAGUGCAGAAAACUGUUGGGUUUAAGCAAAUGCGGCUCAAACGAUCAAUAACUCUCAUUUCUCUUGUCUGCAGAUGGCAGGUUACACCAUAUGCCUCGUUCUGUAGGAGCAGAUGUCACCGGCUCGAUGGCUCCUCUGACCGGAGAACGCAAAUCCUCUGCCCCCAUCCACUCCAGCCAGCCAGUCCUCUUCACCUUCGAUGUGCCUGUACGCCACUCACACCACGGCUCCCUCUCCAACAGCGCACCCCAGGACUACCUCCUCCUCCACCAGUGCAUGAGCAGGAAGACAGAGAGCGCACGGUAAAGGUCACGACCCUCAGGCGUCCUGUGUCAGUUUCCUGUUAUCCGUUCAUGCAGGUCAACGCACAGGUUUACGGCGCUUCCUCAGUUUAGAUGCCCCCGAAAGACUCGAACUACUGUUGGGGGGGGGAUUGUCUGUGCGUGUGAGAAAUGUAGUGUAAGUGGUCUGAUGAGUCAGUGCCAAUACUGAUCAAUGAUGGUUAAUUAAAGUUAGAGUUUGGGUUAAAGUCAUGGUUGAUGAUCGGAGAAGCAGUUGAAAAUAACGGCGCCGUUGAGGCAGAUUUGUAAAGCGUCCCACCCCCCCAAACCUGUAUCGCCCUCGCCAUGACACACCCACUGUGGCAGAGCAAGAAGCCGGCCGACAGAAGAUCCUACGCUAGCUUCAAAUUCACCAUGUUGGAUUGAUAGUGACUAGCGGCGCCGUCUGCAGCCGCCUGGAUUGGACGGUAGCGGGAAAGUCCCGCCUCCUUCGCCUCUGAUCGGCUAGAAAAGCUGGAAACGUCAUCACAGAGUAAACAGAUUUUUUCCGAUCUUUUUUCUCUUCACUUUGCGGAGAUCACACGAUCGCCAUAGAAACGAGGUUCAUAAUAAUUACCGAUCCAAUCCGAUCCAAUCGUUCACCAUGACUUUAAAAUUCAGAUAUGUAAAAAAAUCUAUCAUGGAAUAUAGAAGUCUUUUUUUAUUGAUAAUAAUUUAAAGACAAGCUAACAGCAGUUUUUGAUAAAAAAUAAAUGUAUUCAGUAGGAAAAAAACGAGGUAUUUGAUCAAAUCUGUGACAACCAUAAAACACCGCGCCUCCAUAACAAAUAGGUGAUAUUUCAAACACGAGAUAUGACUAGUAUGAGCAACAAACACGUGUGCUUAUCUUAAUGAUAUGCUGAGCAGGAACCCAAGAACCGCACUCCUGUGUUAUCUGGAGUUUCAUUGAUAUUCACCUUACCCUCUACUGCCUUCGUACCUGCUUAUAGGCAUCAGAAGGACCCUUUAAUAAUGAUGCCAUUCUGCAGAUAGCCGGCCCCGGUAGAUGAUCAAUGAGGGUGAGGCUGUAAUCCAUCACUCCUAUAGGUUCAGACUCAAAUCGGGUAGAAGUGCCCCCCUCAGCCACACGAUUUGCACAUAAAUCUGCUGCGUUGGACCUCGGUGAAAUCAAACCUCACAAUCCAUCUCAUCAGCUUUAUGCAGAUCUCUCUGUCACUCCCUCACUAGAUUCUGCUCAGUGGGUUUGCUAAUUCAGACAGGCGGAGUAUGAUUCAUGUCAGAAUAAACUCAACUGGUUGGAUGACCAACUGUAGAGAUUAAUCAAUGCAAAAAAGCCCCCCACACACAGGCGCAGUGAUUGAAAGCAGGGUGAUUAACAAAAUAUUGAUUGAUGAUUGAAAUCCUCAUGAGACAUAAAAGAAUAAUGAAACACCGUGUGCCAUUUGACAUGAGAAAGAAAUGUCGUCAGAGAGAGCAAAAUGUUAUGUCAAUAUUAAUUGUAUUACUUUGAUGCAUUACUCAUUUCACUUUUUACAUUUAUAAUCAAGAUUGAACAGAACCAUUAAGAAAAGUGCAGUGUAGCCAAAACACAAGCAGAGAUUAGUCAGGGCACGACGAAACGACUCAUUGGAUGUCAUAUCUUUGACUUAAUCAGGCCAUUGGUCAGCUAACUGAGCAGAAAUGUCUGAGAUGUAAGGUUGGCACUCAAGGUUAAGCUCCGGAAUAAAUGAGGCUCGUCCCAGAGGGUGCCGAAAUAAGGCUGAGUAACUCCAGGAAAGUUGUCGUGUUAUUUAGUUUACAUCGACUGUAAACAUGUAAACAAACCGGAUUCAAGGAAAUUAUGAUCAUACUUAGAAGAAGCGCUGCACCAGCACAAAAGCUCUGAAGCAAUGAUGCCUCAGUGUUUAUUUAAAUGAGCACUGUGACCUACAGAGAGGAAGAUUUCUCUGAGGUGCUACAGUGCCAUCUAGUGGCUCUUUGGGUCAUUACAUUGAAAUUUGACAAGCUGCAGUAACAGAGAUGGAUUCCAGCUAUUCUUGCAUUAUAACUUAUUUUGUCCUUGAAUUUUAUCAUUAUUAUUAUCAUUAUUCUUCUUCUUAUUAUUGUGACGUGUGCUGCUGACCUCUUGGCCAGGUCACCCUUGUAAUCUCGAUUUCAGUGGGUUUUCUUACCUGAUAAAAUGAAGGUUAAACAAAAAUAAAAAUGAAAUACUUGAUAUUAAAAGACAAAUUUCUGUCACCUGGGGAGCGUUUAUUCAGAAAACAUCCAGAUUAAAAAACUUAACGUGUUUACAUGCAUGUCUUUGUUGAUGUUGCAGGAGUGCCAGCUUUUCCCAGGCCACACGAAGCAAUCUGUUCAUGGGGAGCGACUCCGCGGUGCAGAAACUCUCGCAUGGCUUUUCCCACUGUCUCAACGGCAUGGGCGCUCAGUUGCAUGGUUUCUACAGCCUGCCUAAGCCGGGGAAAAAUCAGUCACCGCUGCAUGAUGACUCUUCCCAGGAGGCCUGUUACGUGCUGCCGAGGGGAUACAGCUCUGAGGCACCUGCUCACAGCGGUCUGUGUGAGCCCGAGCUGGAGAGCGAAGAGGUUUACACCUUCAAAACGCCGUGCAACACCCUCGCUACCAUGCACAGCAAUGAGCGUCCAACUGACAAUUACGACCUUCCCACGCCGCCGGGCUCCUUCUACCAAAUCCCUCGGACGUUUGAUAAGAAUCAUAAUGCCUUGACACCCUCCAGCUCUGAGUCCUCCUGUGCUCCUCCUCCAAGGCCCCCCAAACCCAGUCAGGGGUCAGAGAGCCAGUGGGGGAGUCCCCAGUCAGUGGGGAGCCAGAAUGGAGAUGUGCCCUCGGUGUCGGUUAUCCCUCGCAGGAACACCCUCCCUGCUGUUGAGAACAUUAGGCUGCACAGAGGUACUCUCAACAUAUUUACUGUUUCUUAACACGUUUUUCCUGAACGCUUCUCUUUUCCUCGUUCAGAUCUUUUAAAAGCACGAGUUUUACCUGUUUCCUGUUUUUGCAGACUAGUCUGUCUCGAUCACUCUGUUCUCUUGCGGUAUAGCUGAGACUUUUUGCUUCCUGCCCCCCUCCUCCUGUCUCUCUCUCUCUCUCUCUCCCUCUUCCUCUGUCUCUCAUUUUACUGAUCUAACACAAGCAGCUGAGCAGAAACAAACAGCCUCGUCGAGCAGACCCUGUUCUAUUUGAGAAGCUAAUGAAAUUCAAGCUACAGAGCCGUUUUUUCCAGAGUGCCUCGUUCCAGGCUGAUAAGCAUUUAAAAAACUUGUAGAUAUAAUACAUGGCCUCUUAUUAUCCUCGGCACUGCCAAGCUCAUGCUCAGGGCUCGUAUAGCCUGUAACAAGAAUUGACCGGUGACCCUUAUUCAUGACGCUGCAGGAGUCGAACUAUACCUCACCGAAGGAUUUAAAGUCCCACUCCAAUUGUAUCAGCGGUCUUUAAAUUGUGAUUAUAAAGUUUUUAGUCAAAAUCACGUUACCUGUGUCAAUUUCAAGGGCUUUUCUUCUGCAGAGCUCCAGUAUCUCAUUAGCAAUUUCGCCUCUGAGUCGUGGGCGGAGACAGCGCUGCUCUGCACACUCCUCUUCAUGCUAGCUUGCAGCCUAAUAUUGCCAGUAGAAGAAGCAGGUAACAUAGGAGCUAUCUAGCUCUCAGACACUAAUGUUUUUAAGGACACGAUGGAAGUUAAUAUCAUAAUUAGCUUUCUUACGAGCACUGCAAUCCACUAACGUACACGAUUGUUCCAUGAUCGUCCUCUCUACUUCUCCAAGUCUGGCCUGCAGGGGCGGAGCUUGGAUUUGUGACAUAGGAAAUCUCACUGUGUCUGAACCUGCCGUUUGGGUCUGCCCGAGAUUCACAGUGAUUUGAAUGCAGAAAUACUCAGAAAUGCAAAUUUGCACUUACUCUUCUCAUUUUGUGUCCUGUGGCAUCAGAUAAAUGAACAUGUAAACAACAAGAAAAACAUAAUUUUCAUCGUAGUGGGUCUUUAAUGAAACAUGUAAUAUCUUUUAAUUCUCGUCAACUGAAGUUCACUCGCUAGAACAGCGGCUCUCAACUGGUCUCACUCUGGGACCCACAUUUUCCCAUCGUCCUUAAGUUGUGACCUACUUCUAUAAAAUUUAAACCAAGCAAAUUUAUUUCUUAUACAAAAAAACCUUUAAGGACUCAAAUCAUUUUAUUGAGUUAAGUGCAUUUGAGAGCACAUGAACUGAGGACAACAACCACUAAAGUAUUACAGAAAAUAUCAAAUUGUACAAAAUAAUUUAUUCUGCAUUCAGGCCUCAUUGAUAAGAAACCGAGGAGGACCGCAACGUAACGCGUACCUUUCAAAAGAAGCAGUUUUUCAAAAUAAAGAGACGUCCAACAUCAGAUACGCAUUAAAUAUUCACUGUUUUGACCAGCUGUUCGUGACCCAUCUAGAACGUGUCCACGACCCACUUUUGGGUCGGGAUCCACCAGUUUAGAACCGCUGUGCUAGAAUAUCCCAAUUUUUUUUGGCAUGGUACUAUUUUUGCACUUUUUACCUUUCAGAGUUCUUGCCAGUGUUAACUAUUGAUUUUUCUGCUCUCUCUCCAGGCUCCUCCUUUGAAACGAACAGCCAUCACCGCCCCAUCCAUUUCAAUAACUCAGGCCAGUCUGUGGAGUCUGUCAAUGAUGGGUUCAGCUCCUACCUGGUGAGUCAUUCUCUCCUCUAACUGCACUCUCUCUUCACACAGCGAGUGUCAGGUCAUGAACCGCACAGAUAGAAAACACUAUUCUGCUAUAUUUACUCCGACUGAGUGCUGCAGUUUUCCUGCGAUAUCCAGUCCAGAGAGUUUAAGAGACUCGUGUGCCCUUUGUCUCCCGCGACAUCAGAGAACCAAAGCUCCUCUGACACGGUCAAACAGCGGCAACUCGGAUGACAACUAUGUGCCCAUGAAUCCUGGCUCCUCGCCACUGAGCGCCGCCCAGGCUGACAGUCCUAAGAAUAUCUACAUCCCGAUGAGCCCCGGGCCACAUCACUUUGAUUUCCCAGGAUUCUCUGCAACGUUACCUGCCCGCAAGGGGAGCAGCGCCUCCCUGUGUCACCGGCCCAGCCGUCUCAGCGAUGUCACGCCACCACCCAUCAACCGUAACCUCAAACCGAACAGGAAAUGUGAGUAACUGACAGCAGAGUUCUCAGAGUCUUCAAAUAUUCAUCAAUCGUAGUCUCUCUGUAGUCUCUGCUUGAUUUUCUUGGUGACGGUGUUUGAUUGACUAAAAUUUCACAGCAAAGCCAACGCCUCUUGAUUUGAAGAACAACGGGAUCAUCGAUGAGCUGCCGUUUAAGAGCCCGGGCACCAUGUCCUGGACCCGACCCAUGUGAGUUCAUACCGAUCAUUCAAGCACCGUUAGAUGAGCAGAAAGGUUGAUAUUAGAGCUGCUCACAGUCUCGUCUGCUUCACCCCAGGCCUGCUAUGAACUCCAUGUCCUCCCAGCACUGUCGACCUAUCUCCACACAAAGCAUCACCAGCACUGACUCUGCAGACAGUGAGGAGAACUACGUGGCUAUGGUGAGUCCCAGCAGCUGAAAAAGGGAGAUCAGGAGAUCACUGGUGGGUUUUUUUGUUUGUUUGAAGGAUCUCCACAUGGUGUGAGUAAAACCUACUUCCUGUCCCCAUUAGCAGAACCCAGCGUCUACCUCCCCAGCCGUGAGUGGCACCAGCAGCCCAGCUCCAAGGAAAUGUGGCAACGUGGACUACCUGGCGUUGGACUUCCAGCCUGGAUCACCCAGUCCACACAGAAAAGUAAACUCAUGAUUUCUUCUAGUACAGGGCUCCACAAUGCAACCAUAAAAUGAAUUUAGGGGCACAUAUGCGCAUAAAAAAAAUAAGCCGGGUCUAAUUUUUAAUGUAAAUACGGCGGUGAAGUUAGUUUUAGUUUGGAUAUCUGACGGACAUUCACUGCAGAUCUACCACGGUGUCUUCUCACUCUCCAUAAUAACAACAGCAGCGCGGUUAAAUCUACUUGGCACCCUCGAUGUCAUCGUCGGGUGUUAAAUAAGGGACCAUCAAUAAAUUACCAGUUGAUGUUCUCAAAAAAGGCUGUUUUCCGCUAAUAGUUUCCAUGUCAUGUGACCAAAAGACCUAAAACUGAUUUCAAAUAACAUUACUUAAGUCCACCAAUAAGACACACAUUAUUAUUAUUUUUAAUCUUUUUAAUGAUUUUUUUGAGUAACAAUACAUACAAACAGUAGUACAUUUACAUUUUAGUGGUUUUACAUUGUAAAAAAAGAGCGAGUGUGAAAUGAGAUGUAAAGUGUCUUGAAUAACCCCUCCUCCCACCCCAUCACGCCCCACGUCGGCCACAACAUCACAAAGACAAGAAAUUAGGAUACACAUACAAAUAUGCAAAUAAAGUAAAUUAAAAGAUGAGAUAUAAUAUAAUAUAUAUAAUAUACACAUUUACAUAUAUACACUUAUUCACAUAGAUAAAUAAAUGAAAAGGAAAUAUCUCAAGUAGCAGUACUGUCAUCUUCAGGUAUUAGGUCGAGGUUAUUUGCAUAUUCUACUAAAGGUUACAAGGUUUUGUUAAAGGUUGCAAGGGACCCCUUUAAUGAGUAUCACAUCUUUUCGAGUUUCAGACAGCUUAGAAUCUCUUGUAUCCAUUUAUUAUGUGUUGGAGGAGAGGCAUGUUACCACUGAAGAAGAAUGGCACAUCUGACCUGAAGUGUUGUAAAGAAGACAAACAUUAUUUGAUUAAUUUUUAUUGUGCCCUUUAAGUUCUUUGUGUGCUCCUUACCUUUUCAACUUACGAUCACAUGUGCUCCUUGUGAAAAAACUUAGUGUCAAGCCCUGUAGUGAAAUUAAAACAUGUUUGCUCUUAUUUAUUUCUCUCACAGCCUUCUACAUCCUCCGUGACCUCUGAUGAGAAGGUGGAUUACGUGCAAGUUGACAAAGAGAAGACCCAGGCGCUGCAAAGCACCAUGCAGGAGUGGACCGACGUGCGGCAGUCUGCUGAACCCGCCAAAGGAGUCAAGUCCUGACACUGACCCGCUCAGAUAGUGUAGCAAAACUAGAAAACAAAUGAGACUUUUACGAGAAGCUUCUGGUAAUGUUUCCACCGCCUUGUUUUAGACUAAAGGAUCUGGACUUGAAGCCAUAAAACUAUCCUAUGCCUGUCCUCGUGAUGAUUUACCUUGCAGCCUGGUGCUAACAUGCAGAGCACCAGUCCACAAGGGUGACGCUCUUUCUGCAGACUGUUAUAGCAUUAACAGAAAAUUGAUCAAUUAAUGAGAUGUUUGAAAAUAUCAUCUUCACUCACCAUUCCAGUCUUUUGAAAUAACACGUGUUUUCUUUCCUGAAAGCUGUCGGAUUCAACCUCUAACAAUCACACAUUUUUGUGCAUCUACCAAGUUAUUAGAGGAGCAGCAGCAGCAGGGGCGGACUGGUCGAUAACCAUAUUAAUAUACUGUAAGAGUACGCUUACUGGUCUCAGGAAUGCCAAGAUGCACUCCAAUUUUGGCAUGCAGGCAGACUCUCUCUUUCACUUCAAUCUGUCAUUUGUGCUGAGUCGAGCAGAAGCAGUGAAGAGAUUAUUUUCACUGCGGGCAAUAAUUUCAGCUUAGCAGUGCAUGUCUGGUAAGAGAAGGAGGAAAGGGGGGGAGAUGCUGCCUUACAAACACAUAAAGGCCCAUGUCAGAAGCCUUAACGAUUACUUUACAUGGCCGUCGCUGCGAUCUUAAUAUGUUCAGACCGUUUUGAAGCACUGUUAGGCUGGUCAGUCAUUUCAUUGCAGGUACAAAAUGAAGAAAACAAGAGGGAAGAAAAAAAGCAGGAUGGUGUAUCUUUGUCCGUGGUCGACUCAUUUCAGGUUAUAUCUUCAUACAUUUCAUUGCUGAUGUGCACUGACCAAGAAAAAGGAAAAUUAAAGCAGGAGGUGUCUUUCCUGAGGGUUUUUUUUUCGUUCUCCUGCUCUCGUCUCUCUCUUCCCUGAAGACCAGAAAUACAAGCCAAGUAGAAGCAGAAAAACACAUUUCUAUUUUCUGGAGCUCAAUCAUUUGCUGAUCUGUGUCUUUGGUUUUUUGGUAUGCCACACACUACAGCGAUUGUUUCCUGUAUGUAAAUUAUUAACAGAAUGACAUAUUUGCAGCGCAUCUUGUUGAAUGUUUGAAAAUUGAUGCACUUGUCGAAGACAGGAAGUGCACUGACUACAUUAAUGUAAAUUUAGGCCGACUGCCACGAUGAAGAUGAAAAUUACUGAGGAUGGAGUUUUUUCUAAUUUCCUAAAAGUCUUUUCGUUUAAUUUGCCUUAAAUUUUCAUUUCAGAUGAGAUGUAAAUUUGCCUUAGAGAUGUUAUUCACGAUGAUGUAAGAGCCAUAUUGUAUUUAGAAAAACUGAACGCUCAGUUUCUAGUUGACCUAAGUCCAGUAUUUCAUUGUGGGCUGGAACCACUGAAGGGUGAAUCUCUGAUCUUAUUAUGAAUAGUGUGGCCAUGCAGUGCUAGAUGGUAUUAUUGAUUAUUCCAUUGAGAUUAACUUCUUAAUGUUUUUCUACCAUUUUUACUGUUUUUUGUAUUCUUUUUAUCAUUAUUUUCUACUGAUACGUGUAAGCACGAGAAAAUGUACAGGGGGGGUCAGGUCGGACUAAAUUAAGCUCAGUUUAUUACAGUCUUCUUUUUAAAAUUUUUCCAGAUUGAAUUUCAAAGUCUGUUCACGAGACGGGAAAGGCUGGCAGUUUGAGUUGCACUGGUAAAAGUCCUCCCAGGUGUGGACCGUGAUUCACAAAGAGUGAAAGAGGAAAGAAAAGACUGAAGAAAAGCCUGUCUCCCUGUCAGUUUCCAAAAUGAAACGGAUGUGUAAUUUAUUGUCUAGAGAGAGCCGCUGUAAGCAGAAGAGCUGUGUAUGUGUUGUGGUAGAUAGUGAGUUUUAGUACGUUAAAUGACAGCCUGACUGGGUGAGAUUGAAAACACUGCUCAGAUCUGCUGUCAGACUGUCACUGGGUUGACGUACUGUACUAGUAGAUAUCAUUUUUUUUAUACCACUGAUAAUGCUACUACUGUAAAGCAUUUGCAGAUUGCUUGUGUGUUAAUUUAUUAAUUUAUUGUGCGUUUUGAAGUCGAUAACUGUUAAAAGGAAAAAAAAAGAAAAACCAAAUAAGGAAACCUUCUCUCUACUAACAUUGAUGUAUGCAAACUGUCUUGAUUUUGUGAAGCAAUAUUACAAAAGAUGCCAGUGUGGUGGUGAUGAUGUGGUACAGUUCCUUAGGGAGACGCAAGAAUACAAGACUUUGUUAUUCCUGUAUAAUGGUAGACUAAAACUGUGGACAUAGAAUAAAUCAAGAAGUGAAA
This is a messenger RNA of Xyrichtys novacula (pearly razorfish), 38400 nucleotides long. NCBI's taxonomy places the organism in Eukaryota, Metazoa, Chordata, Actinopteri, Labriformes, Labridae. The record is from the annotation of a GenBank genome assembly.